Molecule: messenger RNA, 1750 nt
Organism: Pongo pygmaeus (Bornean orangutan)
Lineage: Eukaryota; Metazoa; Chordata; Mammalia; Primates; Hominidae
Gene: BEND5
Product: BEN domain containing 5
Exons: 6
Coding region: 122-1387 (421 amino acids)
Biological process (GO): negative regulation of DNA-templated transcription
Molecular function (GO): DNA binding
Source: RefSeq, a predicted model, not a curated record
GGGGAGCCGCCCCCGCCCCCCCCAGCACCGCAGCGAGACUCGCGCCCCCCGCCGGAUCCCCACCUCCGCGCCCGCCCCGCGGGCUGAGCUGCCCGACCGGGGCCCGCCCCCGGCGCCCACCAUGUACGCCUUUGUGCGGUUCCUGGAGGACAACGUCUGCUACGCGCUGCCCGUGUCGUGCGUGCGCGACUUCAGCCCCCGCUCGCGGCUGGAUUUUGACAACCAGAAGGUGUACGCCGUGUACCGGGGCCCGGAGGAACUGGGCGCCGGGCCCGAGAGCCCCCCGCGCGCCCCCCGCGACUGGGGCGCGCUGUUGCUCCACAAGGCCCAGAUCCUGGCGCUGGCAGAAGACAAAUCUGACCUUGAAAACAGUGUGAUGCAGAAGAAAAUAAAAAUCCCCAAGCUUUCUCUUAAUCAUGUAGAAGAAGAUGGAGAGGUUAAAGAUUAUGGGGAAGAAGAUUUACAGCUUAGACACAUCAAGAGACCUGAGGGGCGGAAGCCGAGUGAAGUGGCGCACAAGAGCAUCGAGGCAGUGGUGGCUCGGCUAGAGAAGCAGAACGGCCUGAGCCUGGGCCAUAGCACGUGUCCGGAAGAGGUCUUCGUGGAGGCCUCACCAGGCACAGAGGACAUGGACAGUCUAGAAGAUGCUGUGGUGCCCCGGGCUCUGUAUGAGGAGCUGCUGCGCAACUACCAGCAGCAACAGGAAGAGAUGCGCCACCUCCAGCAGGAGCUGGAGCGUACUCGGAGGCAGCUGGUACAACAGGCCAAGAAGCUCAAGGAGUACGGGGCACUUGUGUCUGAAAUGAAGGAGCUCCGUGACCUUAACCGGAGGCUCCAGGACGUGCUGCUCCUGCGGCUUGGCAGCGGUCCCGCCAUUGAUCUGGAAAAAGUAAAGUCAGAAUGUCUCGAGCCCGAGCCGGAGUUACGGAGCACUUUCAGUGAGGAAGCAAAUACGUCGUCCUAUUACCCCGCUCCUGCGCCUGUCAUGGACAAGUAUAUCCUAGACAAUGGCAAGGUCCAUCUGGGAAGCGGGAUUUGGGUUGAUGAGGAGAAAUGGCACCAGCUACAAGUAACCCAAGGAGAUUCCAAGUACACGAAGAACUUGGCAGUUAUGAUUUGGGGAACAGAUGUUCUGAAAAACAGAAGCGUCACAGGAGUCGCCACAAAAAAAAAGAAAGAUGCAGUCCCUAAACCACCCCUCUCGCCUCACAAACUAAGCAUCGUCAGAGAGUGUUUGUAUGACAGAAUAGCACAAGAAACUGUGGAUGAAACUGAAAUUGCACAGAGACUCUCCAAAGUCAACAAGUACAUCUGUGAAAAAAUCAUGGAUAUCAAUAAAUCCUGUAAAAAUGAAGAACGAAGGGAAGCAAAAUACAAUUUGCAAUAAACUUUGGAUUUUUCAUAAAGCUUUCGUGUUUCCUUGUGUGGCAUGUGAUUUGCGAGCGAUGGUGCCGUCCAAAUCAGACCCCACCAUGCAUGGUGGUGUGUGGGCAGGGAUCCAUCGGGUUCUGGGGUCAGCGGCUUGUUCUGAAUGUUGACAGUCCAAAGAAGACAGAUGGCUUUGCUGAGACUCAGGAGCAGCCUGGCACUGGUGUCCUGGGAAUGGGGAAAACACUCUUCUUGGAGGGGGAUGAGGUUGCCUCAGUUGCCUGUCACUUGACUGGGAUUUGAAUGGAUAUUUUUACCGUCCAAGGACUUCUUUGUUGCUCUAUUUUGUUCUAUAAUAAAUUUUCAUUAAUUCUUUGAUGUA